Kogia breviceps (pygmy sperm whale) is the source of this 2800-nucleotide messenger RNA. The record is from RefSeq and is a predicted model, not a curated record. NCBI's taxonomy places the organism in Eukaryota, Metazoa, Chordata, Mammalia, Artiodactyla, Physeteridae.
AUUCUUUUUCUUUUUAAAAAUAUAAAAAGUUGUGUGUAUAAAUUUAUAACCCUCCUUCUUCAUUGAAUGGUAGCGUACUAUACAUGCUUUUCUCCCUCUUCCUUUUCUUAAUAUAUUCUGGAGAUCACUUCACACUGCAGAGAAUAUACAGAGGGGAAAAAGUAUAUUUUCUGGUCCCACCUGUGAAUUGCGGACCACAGAUACAGAGAGAAAACAAAUUGCACAUACACGAAUAUUAUCUCCAGGAUCUGAAGACUCUAAAAAAUGCUCUUCGGGAUUGCCGUGGAUUUUUCUGAAGAAGAGAAUCUGUGAAAUUAUGUGAAUAGAGGCCAUUUUUCAAAGCCAUGGGGGAAAGGGAAAGAAGUCCAGAUACUGGUAAAGAAAGUAAGGCAGGCAGACACUAUUACUCUUACUGUUCAUCUGAUUUUGGAGCCACACCACAGUCUUCUGGCCGGUCAUCGCUGGUCCAUUCCUCCUCAGCUGCAAGUGUUAAGGGGAAAAAUCCUAAAAACCAAAUUUCAGACAGCCAAGUGCAUCAUCAAGUCCCUAGGAAACUAAGCCCUAAGGGUCCACCAAACAGAAGGGGACUCCGAGUGGGAUUUCGCUCCCAUAGCCUCAAUAGGGAGUCUCUUCGGAAAGAUACUGAUCUGGUUACAAAACGGGUUCUUUCUGCAAGACUGCUAAAAAUCAAUGAAUUGCAGAAUGAAGUAACUGAACUCCAGGUCAAAUUAGCUGAGCUGCUAAAAGAAAAUAAGGCUUUGAAAAGUCUUCAGUAUAGGCAGGAGAAAGCCCUGAAUAAGUUUGAAGAUACAGAAAAUGAAAUCUCACAACUUAUUGCUCGUCAUAACAAUGAGAUUACAGCACUCAAAGAACGCUUAAGAAAAUCUCAAGAGAAAGAACGGGCAACUGAGAAAAGGGUGAAAGAUACAGAAGGUGAACUAUUUAGGACGAAAUUCUCCUUACAGAAACUGAAAAAGAUCUCUGAAGCUAGACACCUACCUGAACGCGAUGAUUUAGCAAAGAAACUCGUUUCAGCAGAGUUAAAAUUAGAUGACACCGAGAGAAGAAUUAAGGAACUAUCAAGAAACCUUGAGCUAAGUACUAACAGUUUCCAGCGACAGUUGCUUGCUGAAAGGAAAAGGGCAUUUGAGGCUCAUGAUGAAAAUAAAGUACUUCAAAAGGAGCUACAACAACUAUAUCACAAAUUAAAGGAAAAGGAGAGAGAACUGGACAUAAAAAACAUAUAUUCUAAUCGUCUGCCAAAGUCUUCUCCAAAGAAAGAAAAAGAAAUUACAUCAAGAAAAAAUGCUGCAUGCCAGAGUGAUUUUACAAACCAGUGUACAAAAGAAGUACAAACCAGUGAAGACUUGGAGCUGGAGGAAUAUCCUGUAACACCACAAACAGUUAUGUGUUAUGAAAACAAAUGGAAAGAACCUGAACGUCUUUCUUUGGAUCUGGAAUCUCAAGAGAGAGAUGAUCACGAAGAAGCAGGGAUUCUAAACCCAACUGUGGAAAGAGAAGGCAAAUUUGUUAAAGAUCAAGGACUCCAUGCCGUGACACAGGAGGCUGAGAAGCUGGAGGAUGAGCAGGGAAGAGAAGAACUUGCUAAAAAGCAAAAGGAAAAGACAUCUUUGUUGAAGAGAGAAGAAAAGCCAGUGUUGCAAACUGGAAGAUACCAAAUGGAAACGUACCAAAUUCAAAAUACUGAUAAAUUGGAAGAAGAGGAAGAAGAAAGGCUAAAGAGAGAAAUGCUACUUGCUAAACUGAAUGAAAUCAGCAGAGAACUCCAGGGUUCUCGGAAUCUAAAACAUCCUUCUCUGCCAUUGCUUCCUGAUUUGGAAUCAAAACUGCUCUCCCCAGAGAGAAACCCCAAAACACACACAUUCUUUGAAUCCUCAGAGAGAUUAUUUAAUGGGCAUCAUGUGCAAGACAUCAGUCUUUUCAGUACAAAAGGAGACGGUCAGAAACCGGGCAGCAUCAGAAAACCAGCCUCUCCAGAUGAGCUUGCAUUUGGUAGCUAUGUGCCUUCAUUUGCGAAAACAUUAGGGAAGUCAAAUCCAGUUAGCCAAAAAAGUAGCCAUUUGGAUUUCCAAAGAAACAAUAUAGAGAAAUUUAGUAAAGACAGUGUCGAUUUAAUUACAAGAAAAGAGAAAAAAGCUAAUCUGAUGGAACAGCUAUUUGGUGCCAGUGGCGGCAGCAGCAUUUCCUCUAAAAGCAGUGACCCAAAUUCUCUGGCUGCCACCAAUGGAGACUUUGACCCUCUAAAUUUUCUCCCUGGGGAUAAAAGCAGCAGGGGUAGGGAAUAUGAUGAUGAUGAUGACUUUUUCUUCAGCGAAGGAAGAAGUUUUGAUCCAAAGAGACACCAAUUAAAACAUGCAGACAAUAAACCAGCAGUAAAAUCAGUUGAUUCUGUAGAAGACGAAAUUGAAGAAGUAGCACUGAGAUGACUGACUAGAGUAUAUAUAUAUUUUUUCCAGUUGUAAAUAUUAAAAUGUUUUAAUCUAGUAUUUAUUAUAAACCUAGACCUUUUAAUAAAUAUUAAGAAAUCCUUAUUAAGCAAUAGUUUUUAAAGUAUAAAUACAGCGGAAAUGAAAAGUCGAUCAUAUCACACCGCAUAGCUAGUUUGCCAAGGAUGAAACACGCGUGCUCUUUUGACUGCAACCGAAAAUAGAGAUGCAUCUUACUUUCUUUUUACAGAUAGGUUUUACCUCUGAAUCAGCUCAGUGGGGGGGGGUUUACUCCAUUGGGGUACGUAUUCAUUUCCUAUUUUAUCCCUAAUUUAUUUAUUUAUUUAUUUUUG